Messenger RNA from Cryptomeria japonica (Japanese cedar), 4456 nucleotides. RefSeq names its product protein CHUP1, chloroplastic. Gene Ontology annotation, biological process: chloroplast organization. The record is from RefSeq and is a predicted model, not a curated record. NCBI's taxonomy places the organism in Eukaryota, Viridiplantae, Streptophyta, Pinopsida, Cupressales, Cupressaceae. Bases 812 to 4009 code for a protein of 1065 amino acids. The transcript has 12 exons. Gene Ontology annotation, cellular component: chloroplast outer membrane.
ACUUCACUGACCUACAAUUUAUGUGUCCCACUCCCCACAACGAAUGGAUUGGUAGUUCACAACAACGCGUUGAAAACGAGCUCUGGAGCUCUGGUUUAUUUGAUUGAAUUUGUUUUUUGUUAUUUUUUUCCGUUCAGUUAGGUAUUUCCAAUUUCUACUGGUCCUCCUUGACUGUCUCCUUAAUCCUGCUUUGGCUUCUAGGCUGUCAGCAAAUUUGGCUCAAUUCUUAUCUACUAUUUUCGGCCUCAGAGUAGCCACACAUUUCUUCUGAGGUCCAUCUUUGCAAGAACUAUUCCGUUGAGAAUUUGGCAAUAUAUUCGUCUUCUGAUUAAGAAUGGAGGUAAAUUUUUGCUGUUGCAAAAUGAAAGCAUUGCUGCACAACACUGUAUGCAGAGAGCAGUUGCUUAGUGCAGAGCGACUGUUUGUUCCAGCGUCUUAUUUUACUUUUUUCCGGUUUCGGAUUGGCUUAAGCGGUUGUGGAUGGUGAGCUUUAGCGACUAAAAGCGGUUUUGGCAGAUAAAUUAUAGGUAAUUGUUCCGGUAAUAUUUCCGGUUCAAUUGUAGAGAUUUUGAGCGUAUUUUCAAAUUUCCAGUUCAAGCUUUAAAUUCCGGCAUAAAUUGUUUGCUUUCAAGUAAAUUCACGCUCGGUAAUGUUUCCGGUUCAAUUGUAGAGAUAUUGAGCGUAUUUUCAAAUUUCCAGUUCAAAUUAUCAAAUUCUGGCAUAAAUUGUAUGCUUACCAGAAAAUCCAUGCUCGGAAAUACAGCUGAAUAGCCUGUGGAUUAUGAUUGAGAGGUAAAGAAAAAAUAUAUUUAUGUUAGUGAGGAUAGGCCUUGCGGCCACUGUAUCAGUUGCAGCUUACACAUUUCAGCGGUUCCAAAGCAAGAAACAGAGUAAAGUUACAUCUGCUGAGUCAGGGCACGGAGAUGGGAACAAACAUCAAAAUGAGCACGAGAAAGAAUUAUGUGCAUAUGCUGAUGUUGAUUCAACACAGGAAGAGCAAGAGGAAGAAGAGGAAGUCAAAAGAGUUAAUCAUGUUAUGAGUCCUACUAUGAGUUGUAAGAGCUUUUCCGAUGGAGAACAAAUUCUCUUGCCUGAAUUUGAAGACCUCUUCUCAAGCAGUUUGGAGUUUCAAUCAGAAGAGGGAAGUCUUCCGAGGCGGAUAUCUGAGAAAGAUAGCUUAUCAAAAUUAUCAUAUGAAGCUACAAUGGAGAGUAACUCGGUUGAGCUUGAGAGAUUAAGGAAUCUGGUCAAGGAGUUGGAAGAAAGGGAAGUAAAGCUUGAAGGAGAAUUGCUUGAAUAUUAUGGUAUGAGAGAGCAGCAAACGAGCAUUGGAGAGCUGCAAAGACAGCUUCAAAUAAAAGUAGUGGAAAUUGACAUGCUCAAGCUCAGAAUUAAUUCUUUGGAAACCCAAAAGAAGAAAAUGGAAGAAGAAGUAGCUAUUGCCGCAACAAAAAAGGAGCUUGAGGUGGCUAGGACAAGAAUCAAAGAGCUUCAGAAGCAGAUUCAAAUGGAUUCUGGACAAACAAAAGAACAGCUUCUUAUGCUCAAGCAACAAGUUGCUAGCCUUCAAGCAAAAGAGAAGGAAGCAUCUAAAAAGGAUUUUGGCAUUGAGAAGAAACUACAUCAUCUGAAAGAAUUGGAUGUGGAAGUGGUGGAAUUAAGGAGGGCCAAUAAAGAGUUGCAACAUGAGAAACGGGAGCUGACAGUGAAAUUAGAUGCCUGCGAGGCAAAGAUUGCUACACUUUCCAAGAUGACAGAGAGUGAGAUUGUUGCAAAAGAAAGAGAGGAGACCAACAGUUUGAGGCACAUGAAUGCAGACCUAUUGAAACAAGUUGAAGGGCUGCAAGUGAAUCGAUUUAGCGAAGUGGAAGAAUUGGUUUAUUUGCGUUGGGUUAAUGCAUGCUUACGAUAUGAACUGCGGAACUACCAAGCACCACCUGGGAAAGUGACAGCACGGGACCUCAGUAAAGGCUUGAGUCCCAAGUCACAGGAGAAAGCCAAGCAGCUCAUGUUGCAAUAUGCAGGGCCUGAUCUUCUAUCAUCACGUGAGAAAAAUAGCACAGAAACUGACUUUGAGAGCAUAUCUUCACAACCAUCGACACCUUCUGAGAGUGAUGAUUUUGAUAAUGCAUCUAUUGACAGUUCAUCUAGCAGAUAUAGUAGCUCUAAAAAGUCGAGUUUGAUACAGAAACUGAAAAAGUGGGGAAGAAGUAAGGAUGACUUAACAAUGUCACCUGGUAGUUCAUUUAGUGAGGGAAGAGGAGAUGCAAGUUCUGCAUUCAAGAUGAGCCCGAGUUACAGAAGACAUGCUGCAACAAAAGGUUCACUGGAAGCAUUGUUAUUGAAAAAUUCUAGCGACAAAUUUUCCAUCACCUCAGUAGGUAAAAGGGACCAGGGAACUGGCUUUGGACGAGUAAACUCUAGUUCUUCUAUUGAUUCUCAUGAUAUCAUGACAUCAAUGGUUGAUUCCCCUGAAAGGACAAGUCUUCCACCAAUUAGAACAAAAACUAAUGGAAAUGAUAAUUCCUUUAACAAUGUUGCUGCUUCAUUCCACCUUAUGUCAAAAUCUGUUGGAGGAGUGCUGGAAGACAAAUACCCUGCCUUUAAAGAUAGGCACAAAUUGGCAGUCCAAAGGGAGAAAGCAAUCAAAGAAAAGGCAGAGCAAGCAAGAGCUGAGAAGUUUGCUGGAAAAGUAGAUGUGUCUGGUGGACAAGUUAGUAUUGAGAAGCCUGUAGGAACAUUGGUUCCAAAAAGUACAGCAGAGAAGCCUAUUAGAACACUAGCUCCGAAUACUAUGAUAGAGAAUCCUGUAGCAACAUUAGCACCCAAAACUGCAACAGAAAAGCCUAUAGGAACAUUGGCGACAAGAUUUACCCCAACAAAUGAGCAUUCAAAUGGCCAAUCAAGUGAACAUCCUACUCAACCUCCAGAAAUCAGCAAAAUGAAGCUUGCAGAAGUGCAAAAAAGAUCUCCACGGGUGGCAAAGCCUCCUCCUAAACCAGCAGCUUCUUCUUCUAAUAGUACUCCUGCGAAAGGUCCUACUGGUAUACCUGCACCCCCACCUCGUCCACCACCUCCAUCAGGUGCCCCUGGGGCACGUCCACCUCCACCUCCACCUCCACCUCCAGGGGGCAUGCUAAAAUCACAAGGACCAACAGGAGAAAAAGUUCACAGGGCUCCAGAGCUUGUAGAAUUCUAUCAAUCAUUGAUGAAAAGAGAGGCCAAGAAGGAGGCUGCUACUAUGACAUCUGCAGCACCUAAUGUUGCGGCAGCUCGGAAUAACAUGAUUGGAGAGAUAGAAAAUCGAUCAGCAUUCUUACUUUCUGUCAAAGCUGAUGUGGAAACUCAAGGUGACUUUGUUCAGUCACUAGCCACAGAGGUCCGUGCAGCUGCUUAUACAAAUAUGGAAGACGUUGUGUCAUUUGUGAAUUGGCUGGAUGAAGAACUGUCUUUCCUGGUUGAUGAACGUGCAGUUCUUAAACAUUUUGACUGGCCUGAGAGUAAAGCUGAUGCCCUGAGGGAAGCAGCGUUUGAGUACCAGGACUUAAAGAAGCUAGAAACAGAAGUUACUUCAUUUGUUGAUGAUGCAAAACUUUCAUGUGAUGCUGCUUUGAAAAAGAUGUACUCUCUACUUGAAAAAGUUGAGCAAAGUGUUUAUGCACUUCUUCGUACAAGAGAUAUGGCCAUUGCACGGUACAAAGAGUUCAGUAUUCCCACCAAUUGGCUGCUUGAUUCUGGUGUUGUCGGCAAGAUUAAACUUGCAUCUGUUCAACUGGCAAGAAAAUACAUGAAAAGGGUUGCAUCAGAGCUAGAUAAUACUAUAAAUGUUCAAGAGAAGGAGCCAGUGAGAGAGUUCAUACUUUUGCAAGGUGUACGUUUUGCAUUUCGAGUUCACCAGUUUGCUGGAGGUUUUGAUGCGGAGAGUAUGCGCGCAUUUGAGGAACUUAGAGGCCGUGCCCAUGCAGUUGCACAAGCUGAAAGGACAGAUAGUACGAGUUCAACAAACUAAGACGCUUUCAACAAACUAAGAUGCUUUCUCAGUUUUAUCUUAUACUGAUGACAGCCCAUUGUUAUGCUCUAAACUGGUUUUGCCCUUAUGGUGGUCACCUCACGGAAGUGCAGCGAGGCCUCCCUUCGUAAUAUAUAUGUAAACGUACGUAUACAUUAGUUCAAAGUGCAGCCAUAGUUUUUCAGGUUUCCAUUAGCAGUAUAUCCCCUCAAAAGGAGUCAAGCUCAGAAGGUAGUUGGCAAUUUAAAUGUGCAGUAAGAAAUUUAAUAUCAGCAUAGUAGUAUUAGCACUUUAAAUUGACAGUAUGUAUGAGAGAAGAACACAUCUCAAGUGGCUUGAACUGGAGCCCACCUUUGUAUUUUUAAAAUUUUCAUACUUCAUCUUUGUAAUUUAGUUUUCAAAGUAAUUUUAUGGAAAUCUGAAAUCUCUAGUUUGUAUUUUUUUGCA